AAGAGCUGCGUUGCUUAGCGACAGUCAGCUGAAACAGCUGGCGGGAAAAACGGCGAGUUGUUUCGAAGUUCUCAACUCGGAUAAAUGAGUUUAAUAAAACUUUAUAAUUGUAUUUUGACUAUAUUUAAAAAAAAAACAUUUUGGUUGUUAAGUGAACUGCUUUCACAAUGGCACCAGUUAGAAUUAAACAUGUUGUCUCGUUCACGUCAGAGGACCCGAAGCACCGUGUGGUGAACCUGUGCUCUGGCGGUGGAGUUAGCAGGCCGUGGCUGUGCAGUGCAGCCGAGCGGAGCGGCCUGCUUAAAGCCGAGCUGCAGCUGGAGCGGGCCUCCACCAUCGCCUUUAUUGAUGUGGGAAACCAUGGCUCUGCAUUCAUUCAGGUGGAUGUUGGCCGUUCUUCAUGGUCUAUAGAUCAUGCUUAUGUCCCACUGCUGCCCACUGCGACCCUGAUGAGCCCGGCUGAUUCACGACAAGGCACAGGAAAGCACACUGUGCGCAUGUUCAAAAAAGGUGACUUCUUGCCCCAGGCUGCUGAAGAGAGCUGGGACAGGCUGAGGGUCACCUGCAGUCAGCCCUUCAACAAGCGCAACCAAUUUGGUCUGUCUUUCUUUCGUGUCCGCACUGCUGAUGAACACACUGAAGAGCCAUCUGCCAAUCAGGAGAACCCAACUACCAAAAAUCAGAGUACACCAGAUAAGAUGUGGUCAGUAAGAGAGUGGAUCUCCAGCCCUCCUGUACAACACACCUUCUUUGGCCAAAAGACAGGAGAAAGCUCUCCAGGAGAACCCACAAAGGAUCCGGGGAGACUGAGCAGGGCAGAGCGCAUGGUAACAGCUGCACAGUCAAUCAGGCGCUCUCUACACAAAACGUCCUGCAGUGCAUUAAUCAGCAAUAACGAGAGACAGGAGAAGACCCAGAACACAAAGCAUGGUCCAGCCAGGACUCCUCAGGCAUGCAGGAGAAAGUCAGAAACAGUACAAGAGCAGGCAAGCAUGUCCUCUACUCCAAAGAGGUCCAGAUGUGGUACAUCAGAUGUUACUGCCACCAAGAAGAAAAACAAUGCAUUCAGACACAGCCCUAUUAAAUCUCAUAUACCAACAACAUCACCACCAAAGAACAGCCCAGAUUAUCCUGAACCUCCUGAGACUGUAUGCCCAAUAUGUGGCGUGUCUUUCAGCCCAGACUACUUGCCGCUUCAUGCCUCUUCCUGUCUGGAUUCUGGUUCAGUUGAGUUCUCGAGUGUCAUGGAGAGAGAACCUGGGUCAUAUUUUUCCUUUCAUCCACCUUCUGAUCCAAGCACGGAUGAGUUCCUGGUGCCAUGUCCUCUGUGCUCCAUCAGGUUCCCUACAGACUGCAUCCAACAGCAUGCCAGUACCUGUGGUGACACUGUGUGGUUGGACUAAGUGUCGUCCUGACUGGGUAAAUGCGUCAGCCAAAUGAACAAAUGUAAAAUCAGUGAUUACAGUAAGUCUAAAAUCCUUUGGAGGACAAUGUCGGUCAGUAAAUCUAAUGAAAUAAUGAGGAAUGACGUAAUUUAUGUGUGGCUUCUCACGCCUUAGCUGGAGGACAAGGAGUAUCAGUGUCACCAUGUUUUCUAAUGAUAUCUAAUGUCAUGGUGGGUAUAAUGUGUACGGCACUGAAAUAUUGGACUGAAUCUGAGACUCAAAGAAUUUCCACAUGAAUGUGGAAAGAAUAUUGUAUUUUUUUCCAAUGUGGUAAAGAUGUGUUUGUAUUAUUUAAAUAUUUUAAUACUUGACUUUUAAUGUUCUUAACUUUGUAAAAUCUGGAAUUGUUUUAUACAAAAAUAU
Molecule: messenger RNA, 1808 nt
Organism: Pangasianodon hypophthalmus (striped catfish)
Lineage: Eukaryota; Metazoa; Chordata; Actinopteri; Siluriformes; Pangasiidae
Gene: xndc1n
Product: xrcc1 N-terminal domain containing 1
Exons: 9
Coding region: 168-1403 (411 amino acids)
Biological process (GO): base-excision repair; single strand break repair
Cellular component (GO): nucleus
Molecular function (GO): damaged DNA binding
Source: RefSeq, a predicted model, not a curated record